AGUGGAGGCCCUUCGGCUGACUUCCUCGUCAAGGUUCGAUCCAUCGUGGAGAACGGCAAGCAAGUGCGUGAGUGCCAACUGAGGGAAGAAGAACAGGCUCAACCGAAGAAGAUACUUCGAGUUCGAGUUGGAGGAACUUCCAAGCUCCUCGCUCCUUCCUAGCUCGGCCUCGAUUUCUUCGAUUAACUCUUUUGGCAGGCCAGUCGUGGUGUUUGUGCUUGCAUGUAAAACAAAUUCUCAGUCCAGGGGACAGCUUCUCACACCUGGCGGUGAUUAACCAGGAAUCCGGCUUUCAUCAAUUAGGAACAUCGCGGAAAGAGAAUCAGUUCCGGGUUGUGAUCAAGAGUGGAACCAAAGCAUUGGUGUAUCAACUUGUGGAACCCUUUUGACCCAUGGAUUUUUGGAUAGAGACGUUUUACGAUGGACCUCUGACAGUGUGAAGUGCCGCCAUCCAUGGGCAUGGAAAUCAUCACUCUCGUGGUGACGCUCAUCAUCCUUAUCGGGCUUCUGGUCAGCCUCGUGUUCAUCAUCCGAUGCAUGGUCCAAGGCAAAACCUGCCCGUCCCGAUGUCGGAUCGACGACAAGACCGUUCUGAUCACCGGGGCCGACACGAGUCUGGGCGUGGACCUGGUCCGAGACUUGUGUCGGCGAGGUGCCCGAGUGAUCAUGGCCGUGACGGACACGGAACUGGGCCAGGAUGUGGCCGUCGAGGUCCGAGGGGAGACCAAUGGUGAGGUGAUGGUGGAAUACUGUGAUAUGGGAUCGCUGAAGAGCGUGCGAGACUUCACGACCAAAAUCCUGGAGCAAGAGUCGCGGAUCCAUGUGCUUAUCAAUCUCUCGUCUGUGAUGUGGUGCCCUCUGGAGAGAACGCCCGAAGGCUUCGAAAAGCAUUGGGGUUUCAAUCAUCUGUCUAAUUUUGUCAUGACCCAGCUUCUGAUGCCGCUUCUUCAUCGGGGCGCCCCGGACGCUCGGAUCAUCACCGUGUCCAGUGCCUGGUACAAGCGGGGAACCAUCCAUUGGGAGGAUCCCAACUUCAAUACCAGGAAGUACAACGCCAUCGACGCCUACAGCCAGUCCAAGUUGGCCAAUGUCCUCUUCACCCGGGAGCUGGCACGGAAACUCGACGGAACCGGCGUCAACACAUAUUGCGUCAAUCCGGGCAUGACGCAAACCGGCCUCGGAACCCACAUCGUUCCAGGGCUGGGCUGCUUCUGGCUGACGGCAGCCCUGUUUUGCUGGCUGCCCUGGCUCAAGACCUCGAAGAAUGCCAACCAGAGUAUCAUCUUCUGCGCCACUGAUCCGUCAGUGUCCGAGCAAUCGGGUUUUUAUUACAGCGAAUGUGGCGUUCAAUUAACCAACGAAGCGGCCUCGAAAAUGGACGAUGCCUAUCGACUUUGGGAAAUGAGCGAACGAAUGGCCGGACUCACUUCCUAACCGUGGGAGGCUUCAGAGGGAAGAGAUCGGAGAGAUCGGAGAGAUCGGAGGGACAGAGCAGCGCAACUACAUACAACUAACCAUAUACACUAUACCUAAGUACACUUCGAUAUACCCUUCUACAUACUACAUACUCACAUAUCAUAGACAGAGCACGUCGUGAUGAAUGGUCAUUCCCUCACCAACAUCAAGACGGAUUACUGCCAAUACUAGUAGUUGUCCGCCCAUCCCUCUAGCGGCGACUGAGCACACUGGAAUUGGAACAUUUGGGCUGAAUCUACUGUACCUCGUACCUCGUCCCUCCUUUUGUGUUCUAAAAUAUGAAAUAGAUUUCUGGCGAUGACGUUGAAACUUGUCGUGAUAGCUCAAUUCAAUCGAUCCCCUCAACCGCAGCAGCAGUCACAGUUGUUGUUGUUGUUGUGGAAUUCCCCGUCAAUCAUCAAUUUGGUUUUAUCAGCCGCCCACCGAAUCAACCAACUGCUGGAUGUGUACAUAUACAUAGUUCUGCUUCUGUCCCUAAAUACACGUACGCAUGUGCGUGCUUGAACUGAGUAAGUGAGCGAGUGAGUGAGUGAGUGAGUGACUGAUAUGAGGAUAUGACCUAAUUGUAAGCAUACGUUAGUUUCUGCAAUCAAAUUCAUUCUGGUGUCAACAAUAAUCCCCCAACCAUUCGUAUCAUAAAGCCCCAAGUCCACUCUUUUUCAUUUAUGUUCUACGUGUAUAUCCUGAUGCUGUACCUAAUUACUACGAGUACGACAACAUUGUCAUCGUAGUUUCUUCUUCUGAUUCGUUGACUCUAAUUUUUUCCCCUGUGAAAACUGGAAACAACAUUCAUUGAUGCACCUUGAGCCCAAAUAAAUGUUAAACCAUGCCAGCAA
Tigriopus californicus is the source of this 2312-nucleotide messenger RNA. Its product is annotated as retinol dehydrogenase 12-like. The coding region runs from base 454 to 1434 and encodes 326 amino acids. The transcript is spliced from 3 exons. The record is from RefSeq and is a predicted model, not a curated record. NCBI's taxonomy places the organism in Eukaryota, Metazoa, Arthropoda, Copepoda, Harpacticoida, Harpacticidae.